Orycteropus afer afer is the source of this 3274-nucleotide messenger RNA. RefSeq names its product interleukin 6 cytokine family signal transducer (gene IL6ST). Gene Ontology annotation, biological process: cytokine-mediated signaling pathway. The record is from RefSeq and is a predicted model, not a curated record. Lineage: Eukaryota; Metazoa; Chordata; Mammalia; Tubulidentata; Orycteropodidae. Gene Ontology annotation, molecular function: cytokine receptor activity; cytokine binding. Gene Ontology annotation, cellular component: membrane; signaling receptor complex; external side of plasma membrane.
UUUGGAAAUAUCUACACAAGAUGUUGACUUGGUGGAUUACAAUAGUGCAAGCCUUAUUUAUGUUCUUUGCCACUGAAUCCAUAGGUGUACUUCUAGAUCCAUGUGGUCUUAUCUACCCUGAAUCUCCAGUUGUACAACUUGGUUCUAAUUUUACUGCAGUAUGUGUACUAAAGGAAGAAUGUAUGAAUGAUUAUGCUGUAAAUUCUGAGAACAUUUUCUGGAAAACCAACCAUGCUACUGUUCCUAAGGAGCAAUAUACUAUCAUAAACAGAACAGCAUCUAGCGUCACUUUUACAGAUAUAUCUUCAUUAAAUACUCAGCUCACUUGCAACUUUUAUGCAUUUGGACAGAUUGAGCAAAAUGUUUAUGGAAUCACAAUAAUUUCAGGCUUGCCUCCAGAAAAACCUACAAAUUUGAAUUGUAUUGUGAAUGAGGAUAGGUAUAUGAUGUGUCAGUGGGAUCCUGGAAGGAAAACAGGUUUGGAAACAAACUAUACUUUAAAAUCUGAAUGGAUAACUGAGAAGUUUGCUGAUUGUAAACCAAAGCAUGAUACACCCAAUUCGUGUAUUCUUGAUUAUCUUCCUGUAUUUUUUGUCAACAUUGAAGUCUGGGUGGAAGCAGAGAAUGCUCUUGGGAAGGUUACAUCAGAUCAUAUCAAUUUUGAUCCUGUAGAUAAAGUGAAGCCCCACGCACCGCAUAAUUUAUCAGUCAGAAACUCAGAGGAACUGUCUAGUAUCUUAAAAUUGGCAUGGAUCAACCCAAGUAUCGAGGGUUUUAUAAGACUGAAAUACGACAUUCAAUAUAAGACCAAGGAUGCCUCAUCUUGGAGCCAGAUUCCUCCUGAAGAUACAUCAUCCACCCGAUCUUCAUUCACCAUCCAGGACCUUAAACCUUUUACUGAAUAUGUGUUUAGGAUGCGUUGUAUGAAGGAAGAUGGUAAGGGAUUCUGGAGUGACUGGAGUGAGGAAGCAAGUGGGAUCACAUAUGAAGCUAGACCAUCCAAAGAACCAAGUUUCUGGUAUAAGAUAGAUCCAUCCCAUACUCAUGGCUAUAGACCUGUAAAACUCAUGUGGAAGACAUUGCCACCUUUUGAAGCCAAUGGAAAAAUCUUGGAUUAUGAAGUGACUCUUACAAGAUGGAAAUCUCAUUUUCAAAAUUACAGAGUUAAUGACACAAAACUGACAGUAAACCUCACAAACGAUCGCUAUAUAGCAACUCUGACAGCAAGAAAUCUGGUUGGCAGAUCAGAUGCAUCUAUUUUAACUAUCCCUGCCUGUGACUUCCAAGCUUCUCACCCUGUAACGGACCUUAAAGCAUUCCCCAAGGAUAACAGGCUUUGGGUUGAAUGGACUGCUCCUAAUGAAUCUGUAAAUAAAUAUAUAGUUGAGUGGUGUGUAUUAUCAGAUCAUUCACCCUGUAUCCAAGACUGGCAACAAGAAGAUGGUACCGUGCAUCUCACCUAUUUAAGAGGGGACAUAAAGGAGAGUAAAUGUUACUUGAUAACAGUUACUCCAGUAUAUCCUGAUGGACCAGGAAGCCAUGAAUCUGUAAGGGCCUACCUGAAACAAGCUGCACCUUCCAAAGGACCUACUGUUCGGACAAAAAAAGUGGGGAAGAAUGAAGCUGUUUUAGAAUGGGACAAACUUCCUGUUGAUGAUCAAAAUGGAUUUAUCAGAAAUUAUACUAUACUUUAUAAAACUGCCUUUGGAAAUGAAAUCGCUGUGAAUGUGGAUUCUUCCCACACAGAAUAUACAUUGUCCUCUUUGACUAGUGACACAUUAUACAUGGUACGAAUGGCAGCAUACACAGAUGAAGGUGGAAAGUAUGGUCCCGGUUUCACUUUUACUACUCCAAAGUUUGCUCAAGGAGAAAUUGAAGCCAUAGUUGUGCCUGUUUGCUUAGCAUUCUUAUUAACAACUCUUUUGGGAGUGUUAUUCUGUUUCAAUAAGCGAGACCUGAUUAAAAAACAUAUCUGGCCUAAUGUUCCAGAUCCUUCAAAGAGUCAUAUUGCCCAGUGGUCACCUCACACACCUCCCAGGCACAAUUUUAAUUCAAAAGAUCAAAUGUAUCCAGAUGGCAAUUUUACUGAUGUAAGUGUUGUGGAAAUAGAAGCAAAUGUCAAGAAGCCUUUGCCAGAGGAUCUGAAAUCACUGGACCUAUUUAAGAAGGAAAAAAUUAGUACAGAGGGACACAGCAGUGGUAUUGGAGGGUCCUCAUGCAUGUCAUCUUCUAGGCCAAGCAUUUCUAGUAGUGAUGAAAAUGAAUCUGGACAAAACACUUCGAGCACUGUCCAGUAUUCUACUGUGGUGCAUAGUGGUUACAGACACCAGGUUCCAUCGGUUCAAGUCUUCUCAAGAUCUGAGUCCACCCAGCCCUUGUUAGAUUCAGAGGAGCGGCCAGAAGACCUACAGUUAGUAGAGAAUGUUGACAGUGGUGAGGGCAUACUGCCCAGGCAACAGUAUUUCAAACAGAACUGCAGUCAACAUGAAACCAGUCAAGAUAUUCCACAUUUUGAAAGGUCAAACCAAGUUUCAUCAGUCAGUGAAGAAGAUUUUGUCAGACUUAAGCAGCAGCAGAUUUCAGAUCAUAUUUCACAGUCCUGUGGAUCUGGGCAAAUGAAAAUGUUUCAGGAAGUUUCUACAGCAGAUGUUUUUGGUCUAGGCACUAAGGGAGAAGUUGAGAUAUUUGAAACAGUUGGGAUGGAUGAAGGAAUGCCUAAGAGUUACUUACCACAGACUGUGAGACAAGGUGGUUACGUGCCUCAGUAAGAGACUAGCUCCUGUCCUACUUCAACAGUACCUGUAAGACAAAGCUAAAAAUAUGUUAUCUGUCAUUUCAGAUAAAAAUCAUCUUCACUCGUUGAAGAUGGUCAUUUGCCUUUAAGGACAGAAAUACUUUCCCAUGGGUUGUUUCCAUUCCAGGGUAUCCAGGAUUACUUUAAGCACUACAUAAACUGACUUCAUCCCCGGAAUAGCUGAAUGACUUUGUGCUGUUUCAGGAUAUUUGCACUGAAGAAAAACAGAAAGCUUGCCUGGAAUUUAUAAAGUAAAACAUUUUAUUUUUUGUUUUGCCACACAGAAAACAGAGGGUAUUUAAGUAAUAAGCAGCAAAAUACUUAGUGGUCCCAGCCAUAAGCAUUUUGGUGAAGAUGAUUAUCAAAGUGACUUAGGGAGAGUUUGAUGGAAAAUAUUUGAGGAGCAAAGUUGAGAACCCUGUCCUUCAGCUGACCAGGUCAUUUAACUGUCAGCCUAGCUUUUGUAGUCUGAGCAAACAA